GUUUUUGAAAGUAUUUGACCAACAGAACAUGAGGCAUGGAAGAGUUCUGAGGUUAUCAGCUGCUUUGGGCUGAGCAUCAUCAUCUUUGCCCAAGUGGAUUUAGGCUUCCAAGACAGGCCUUCAGACAGUCCAAUGGCAGACCAAAGGAUGGACAUAUCUUCUACAAUUAGUGACUUUAUGUCACCAGACCCUGCUGACUUGAUCUCCAGUUCCCUUAGCACUUCAGGAAUGGACUGUAAUAGGAAAAGAAAGGGAAGCUCAACUGAUUAUCAACUCGAUGGCUUUCCUUUUGAGGAAGGUAUGGAUACAGAUAAAGAUGACCAACAUGGCAGAUUGGAGUAUGCAGACCAACAAGGCAGGAUAAAAAAUGCAAGGGAGGCUCACAGCCAGAUCGAGAAGCGGCGCAGGGAUAAGAUGAACAGCUUCAUCGACGAGCUGGCCUCGCUGGUGCCCACGUGCAACGCCAUGUCCCGCAAGCUGGACAAGCUCACCGUGCUCAGGAUGGCUGUCCAGCACAUGAAAACACUUCGUGGUGCUACAAACCCAUAUACAGAAGCAAACUACAAGCCUGCUUUUCUAUCAGACGAUGAAUUAAAACACCUUAUUCUCAGGGCAGCAGAUGGAUUCCUUUUUGUGGUGGGCUGUGACAGAGGAAAGAUACUGUUUGUUUCAGAAUCUGUCUUCAAGAUCCUCAACUACAGUCAGAAUGAUUUGAUUGGUCAAAGUUUAUUUGAUUAUCUCCAUCCUAAAGACAUUGCCAAAGUGAAGGAGCAGCUCUCUUCUUCUGACACCGCGCCACGAGAAAGGCUUAUAGAUGCAAAAACCGGACUCCCGGUCAAGACGGACAUCACGCCCGGGCCCUCGCGCCUCUGCUCCGGGGCACGGCGCUCCUUCUUCUGCAGGAUGAAGUGCAACAGGCCCUCUGUCAAGGUAGAAGACAAGGAUUUCCCUUCAACCUGCUCAAAGAAGAAAGGGCAACAGCCAUCCUGGCAUACCUACCCCAGGAGCUUCUAGGUACUUCGUGUUAUGAAUAUUUCCAUCAAGAUGAUAUAGCACAUCUUGCAGAAUGUCACAGACAAGUUUUGCAGACAAGAGAAAAAAUCACAACUAACUGCUACAAGUUUAAAAUAAAAGAUGGCUCUUUUAUUACGUUGCGGAGUCGCUGGUUCAGUUUCAUGAACCCUUGGACCAAAGAAGUAGAAUACAUUGUCUCCACAAACACAGUGGUUUCCACGGCGGGCCUGGAGAGCGGGGACGCGGCGUUCCCGCAGCUGGCGGCGUCCCCGCACAGCAUGGACAGCGUGCUCCAGCCUGGGGAAGGUGGCCCCAAAAGGACCCAUCCCACUGUGCCUGGAAUUCCAGGUGGAACAAGAGCUGGGGCAGGUAAAAUAGGGAGGAUGAUUGCUGAAGAAAUCAUGGAGAUUCACAGGAUAAGAGGAUCAUCCCCUUCCAGCUGUGGCUCAAGUCCCCUGAACAUCACCAGCACGCCCCCGCCCGACACGUCCUCGCCAGGAGGGAAGAAGAUCUUGAAUGGUGGCACUCCAGACAUUUCUUCAGCUGGGCUGCUGUCUGGGCAAAUCCAGGAUAAUUCUGGGUACCCAUAUUCCGACAACUCCUCUAUCCUGGGGGAGAACUCCCACAUCGGCAUGGACAUGAUCGACACGGAGCAGGGCUCCAGCAGCCCCAGCAACGACGAGGCGGCCAUGGCGGUCAUCAUGAGCCUGCUGGAGGCCGACGCGGGGCUCGGCGGCCCUGUGGACUUCAGCGACCUGCCCUGGCCCCUGUGAGGAGCCACAGCCAAGUGCAUUUACUGCUGGGGCUCUGCGGAACCCGUGGGACUGAGAGGCUUUUAUGUGGGAACUUCAUAAAAGCUGCGUCAGAAUGCAACUCAUCCUACCAUGUGUAACUUCAGACAAAGUGGAAUAACCUGCUACAGUGUUCUGUGUUGAUUUGGUUAGCUGUGUAUAGCUUGCAAUACUUGUAUAUUUUGGAUUCUGUUGUUUGAAAUUUUUUUUAAAUCACUGUGCGACUCACUGGCAUCAGUGGUAGCUUUUAUAUGCAAAUGACCAUUUCAGAUGUAUGGUGUGUUUUUACACUGCAAAACAGUCCCCAUGUGGAUAUUUCUUAUACUAAUUGUACCAUAAAGCCGUUUAUUCUUUCUUGUAAGAAUCCUUUACUAUAAAUAUUGUUAAAGUGUAAUGUAUUAGACAGUUAAAUAUUUUUAAAAUAAAUGUUUCCCUUGUUCUAAGAUGGAGCAUUUACUUUGAUAAAUAAAUUUGAUAAAACCCUGCUGAAGGUGCAUGCUAGAA
Zonotrichia albicollis (white-throated sparrow) is the source of this 2309-nucleotide messenger RNA. Lineage: Eukaryota; Metazoa; Chordata; Aves; Passeriformes; Passerellidae. The record is from RefSeq and is a predicted model, not a curated record.